Molecule: messenger RNA, 1803 nt
Organism: Aureobasidium namibiae CBS 147.97
Lineage: Eukaryota; Fungi; Ascomycota; Dothideomycetes; Dothideales; Saccotheciaceae
Exons: 2
Coding region: 1-1803 (600 amino acids)
Biological process (GO): positive regulation of transcription by RNA polymerase II
Cellular component (GO): nucleus
Molecular function (GO): DNA-binding transcription factor activity, RNA polymerase II-specific; zinc ion binding; transcription cis-regulatory region binding
Source: RefSeq, a predicted model, not a curated record
AUGUCAUCGACCCGAAGAACGCUCACGCGUCACAAAUCCGGUUGCUGCUGGACUUGCACAUUGCGUCGUAAGAAAUGCGACGGUGAGAAGCCAGCAUGUUUCGCGUGCAAGUCGCGUAACAUCACUUGUCAUGGGUUUGGAAAUCGACCUGAGUGGCUGGACAGCGAGGACAGAAAACGUGUUGAACUGAAGAAGAUCAAAGACGCUGUGAAGCUGAACAGGAAGCGCAGAAGGACAGACGCAACCGAAGAUCGUGAUGACGAGGAUCUGGCGAAUAAUGCACGACCCACAUUUGCACAGAAUAUAGCGACGGACCCGUACCAGAUCCAGAGCGACGAGGAUCCCAUGAAUGAGCCAUCUGAGAUGCUGGAACCAUGUCCUGAUCUAUCAGCAGCGCACUAUUCGCCUCCAAUCUACGAGCAAGGCUCAAGCCAGACGCCCUCGAUUGCACAGACUCCAAUGGCGACAACCUACUUUCGAUUUGGUUACCAUCGCGAAGCAGAGUUGUUGAUGCACUAUUUAGACCAUGUCUUUGCUCUUCAAUUUCGGUUUCACACGCCAUCUGUAGCGAACGGUGGUCGAGGUUGGCUGUUAUGGCUUCUGACCGAAACAAAGCCUCUAUAUCAUGCUGCUCUCAGUCUGGGGGCUUUGCAUCAGCACUCCUUACUUGCUCGUUCCGCGCAGGGCCAGCGUUAUCACGACACAUUGAGCGAGCUGAACGAGCAUCACAGUCGCGCCUUGCAAGAGCUUCAAAAAUUCUUGCAAAGUAGCUAUGAGGUUUCGACUGGCGCUCGAUCCGGUCGAAAGAGACGUUUGCAGAUUCUUGCUUGCGGCGUCCAGUUCAUUAGCUUCGAACUCUUUCGUGGGGGCAAGAGUCAAUGGCAGGUCCAUCUAGAUGCUUUGGCUACUGUGGUUCGCGGCAUGACCCUGGGCUCCAUGGAAGACGACGCUUCACCUGUAGAUUGCGACCCUGGCACACCUAGCGGAAGGGAACCUCAUCGCUUGGAGAGUAAUGCAGAACACUUCCUGGUUGGAGCAGUGCUGUGGUUCGACGUGAUGUCGUGUGCCUCCACGAACGAGCCUCCUCGUCUUCACGCCGAAGCACUUGACCUUCUGCAAGGACAAAUUGAUUUGGCGAAUAUCAUAGGUUGUCAACCAUGGGUCACCCUAGCCGUAGGCGAUAUUGCAGCGCUUAGUGCAUGGAAAACAGAAGCAAUUUCGACGAGCAGCCUGAGCUUCUGGAAACUAUUUGAGCAAGGUCACCCCAUUCGUAAACGCCUAAAGGACGGGAUAGCUAGUCUUCGCGCAGAGAUUGACGAAUCAUUUGCUGCACUGGGCCUCUCGCAUCUAGGAACCAUGGGCGCCUACCUCGUUCUUACCAACCCUGGCGUUCAACAAGAAGCGUUUAAACGAGCGAUCACCUUGGUCUUUGCACACGCUGCCCAGGUCUACCUGGAUACAGUUAUCUCAGGAGCUGAUCCGAAGCUUGACGAUGUUCGCAAUAGCGUCAUCGACACAAUGAACGCUUUGCAAGAGUUACGAUUCAUCUGUGAUGCUCAAGCUUUGCGAAACCUCAUCUGGCCGAUAUGCAUUGCUGGAAGUAUGGCUGAGGACGUGCCGACUCAAUCAUACUUCCAGGGCCUAAUCCAGGAUCUAGGCGAAGAAGCUCACGCUUUCGGCAAUACCACAGAUACUUUGCGGAUCAUGCAAAAAUGCUGGGCUUCACGCGCUGAGGACGGAUCUGGAUCUUGGGAUUGGGCUACUGCUAUGGAAUCUUUGGGCCAAUGUGUGUUAUUAGUCUGA